Molecule: messenger RNA, 1525 nt
Organism: Paramecium pentaurelia
Lineage: Eukaryota; Ciliophora; Oligohymenophorea; Peniculida; Parameciidae
Source: the annotation of a GenBank genome assembly
AUGAUUUAGUAGUAAGGUUAACAAGAGGAAGUACAAAAGUAAGAGACUAAGGAUGAGGGAAGAAAUGCUUCUUCAUAUGGGGAGGAAGGUAGAAAAGGGCAAUCUAAGAGACGUGAUUCUUCAAAUGAAUCAUACUCAAAUUAAUCAUCCUCUUUUGAGAAUAAGAUUGGAAAACGUUACUAUCCACACAGUGAAUUCAAGAUUCACUUUUAUGUACGUCAUGUACAUAUGAAUGGUAUGAGUACUAAUGAAUUCUUGAGUUUCAUAAAGAGAAAAGGUAAUGUAUGGUAAUAUUUAGUGAAUUUGGCUGGAUCAUGUGAGGUUGUUCAAAUGUUCAAUACACAGGGAUCAUAUUGUGAUGUAGCAAUAGGGAUGAGCAAUGAUGAUAAUGCCAAAUUAGUAUAUAUUGGCAAGAAGCAUUUCAAUUUUGGAAGGAAUGGUAUGAUUUAGUCAAAUUAUGUAUAGGAAGAUAAAAGGAAGUAGUUGAAUUGAGUGAUGCCUUUAAAAAUUAUUUAGAAAAUAAGAAUAUGUUAGAAAAAGAACAUUUAGAACGAUCCUUGAGGAGAAAUGUAAUAAUAGAAAGUUGAUUGUAGUAAUAAUCUAAGGGUAGAAGUGAUAGUAGUGAAUCAUCAAGAAGAUAUAAGAGUAGAAGUGUUAGUAAGAAAAAGAAGAGUAAAAAAGUUGACAGCAAAUAAUCUUAAGGUUAAGGAUCAAGAAGGAGAUCUCCAUCUUCUUCUAGUGAACCAAGAAGAAUAAAAUAAGUCAAAAAAAAUAGAUAAUCAUCUAGGAGUUCUUCUUUAGAUUUAAAUAAAGAUUAAUUGAAUGUUUAACCUAUCAAACCUUAAUAGGUGUACACUGAUAAAAAUAGUGUUUAUAUCUUCUCUAUACCACAAGAAGUUAAUGAGAAUGAUGUUAUCUAAGAGAUUGUUACUCAUCAUAAAUAAAAUGCACCUAUACAUCAAAUUUGGAGUUAUUAUUUAUUUAAAUUAUUAAGACACUUCUGAUAAGAUGCAAUAUUUAGAGUUAUAAUUUUAAGAUGAAAAUACUGCUCAAUUUUUAGUCAAUUUGAGGCCCUGUUUGCAAGUUAAGGGCAUACCUCUUUUAGUUGUGGCUAAAAAAUAAAGACCUGUUUAAGAUUUAUUGAGAAAUUAUGAGGUGCAAGUUGAAUUAGAUAGAGAUGUACCUCCUUUUAAUGUCUAUUUGGAGUUUAAAAAGUAUGGAGAUCUAAUUGGAAUAUAUGUUUUUUAGUAAAAUAGGAAGUAUGGCAGCAAUUUAAUUUUCAAGUUAUUUACUCUUGUAUUCAUCGUCCUCUUAAUUGCAGGAGGCAUUACGUCCUCCAGUCCAUUUAUAAUUGGUCAUUAACGAUUAAAAUGUUAAUGCUAACGCCAAGAUUAUUGAUAAACCUAUUGAUAUCCAACGUCCAUUUAUCAAAGAAACUUUAGCUUAUUAGCUUAGCACUUAAUAGGACAACAGUAUUUCAAUUCUUAUAUUAUAGAAGAUAGAAAAAGAAAAGAUAAAAAAUGAG